This is a messenger RNA of Caenorhabditis elegans, 1601 nucleotides long. It is a transcript of the gene C49A9.5, whose product is annotated as DUF272 domain-containing protein. The record is from RefSeq and is marked reviewed. NCBI's taxonomy places the organism in Eukaryota, Metazoa, Nematoda, Chromadorea, Rhabditida, Rhabditidae.
GUUGCAAUCACCAGAACUUGGUUACUAUAUACGACACUAAAGCACUUAAUUGAGGAGAAGACAUGAACAACUUCACAAUGCCAGAUAAGAAGUAUUUUCUAUUUGCUGCUCGAAGAGCAGAUGAUCAACUUAUACUAGUCGUCCCAAAAUCUGGAGAACGUUUUUUGAUGAAUGAGGAGUUACUUCGUAGGGACUAUAACGUUCAGCUUGGAGAUUUUCUUCACUGCAAAAUCAACAGAUCCAAAGAAUUAUACGACAUUUCAAAAACGAAACAUACUGCAAACAUUUCUACAGUUGUCAACGGGGAUGAAGCAAUUAUAGAAAAUCUCAGAGCCGAUCUUGUUUCUAGCGAUGAACUUUUGCUUUUUCAAUCCCAACUGUUUGAUGAUAUUAGAUGCUGGCAAUCCGAUCAGCCAAUCGGAAGAUACUACAUCAAAAUGAGACUAUUCCCCACGUCUCGCGAAAUGAGCGGCAGAAUGAUUCAUUAUGAAGUUGUAAAAAUUACUGGAUCGGUGAAAUCAAUAGAACUAAACAAACAACAAGGGAAUUUUCAACAGAACAUUGAUUCCGGAUAUUCCGCGGCUUCUGAAAAAACUGAAUCGAGUGCUGGAUUUUCGCAAUCUCCGGCAGCGGGAUUACCAUCUCCACAGAACUUAAUUUAUCCUGCAGGUAGCAAAAAAAUAGUUUCACAGCAGGGCACACAGGUUGUUGGACCCGGAUGCCCAUUAGUAAAAAAAGAAGAAACUCCGGCAAACAAAAUUAUGGGCACGGGAUUUCCAAAAUCUACAAAAAGAGAAGAAAAUGUUUUCGGAUCCGAAUUAUUGCAACAAAAGAAAAACAAUGAAAAGCCAGGCUCAACAGUUGGCAAAGGAUUUACUACUUCACAAACGAUAGGAGAGAAGCAAAGAGCUGUUGUGACAAGUAUCGACGCAAAACGACCUGGUACAUAUUACUUGUGGAAUCUCGAUUCAAAAACUGAAGGCUUGCUCAAAUCAACAACCCCGUUGGAAUUAGGCCAUCAAUUUGCAGGAAUUUUUGUAAACCAGGAAAAUGGAAAAUGCUUUUGCAAAGAAUAUAUAGGUGAAAUAGAACGAGUUUUGGAAGGCAAAGUGAAUGAUACAAAUAAGGUGAAUUUAACUGUUAAACUGCUCGAUUUUCAACCAGCAGGGGUUAACAGAAGACGUGCAAGUGGGACUGCAAAAUAUAUAGGAGAUGUGUUAGAAGGAAACACGGAAGACACUAAACUCACAAUUGAAUGCAUCGGAAAAAAGGUCAACAUUGAACGACGUAAAUUUGGAGAGAAGGACUUUGUUUGGAUGGUUACCGAGAUUCGUAACUGUAGCCAAUACGACCAAAAAAUCUUUUAAUCAACUUCAAAUGUAUGUUUCGACGGUCGUUGGAAAAGGAUUCCAACGGCCUCAAAUAUUAUUUUUUACUUUAAAUUCAGAAAUGUAUUGUUUGACAAAAAACAUUUUCUGUUUCAGAAUAUUUUAAUCCUUGCUUGUUCAUGUUUAAUUGUAAAAGUAAGAAUCACAUAUAAGUUUUUUCUUUAUAAUGUUUAUUGAAUAUUAAUACCUAUAUCUAUAAAGUUGGAAAACUAA